AAUGGCCGCGCAGCGCGGCCCCGGGCCAGUUAGCGGACCCGGGAGGUACCCGGGCGCUCGGCGGGGAGCGAUCUACGGCGGCCGGCAGGGGGCGGCGGCUGCCGUUGGCCGGGGUCCGGAGGCGGGGGCGGGGCCGAAGCAUGGGCGAGCGCGGCGGCGCGGCCGGCUCCCGGCGCCGGAGGACGGGGUCGCGGCCCGCGGCGGCCGAGGAGCGGGACGCGGGCGCCGGGGGCGACGCGCCGGCUGCGGACGCGGACAAGGGCGGCGGCCACUGGGACCUGAGGUGCCACCGGCUGCAGGACUCGCUGUUCAGCUCUGAUAGUGGCUUUAGCAACUACCGUGGCAUCUUGAACUGGUGUGUGGUGAUGCUGAUCCUGAGCAAUGCACGGUUGUUUCUAGAGAACCUCAUCAAGUACGGCAUAUUGGUGGACCCGAUCCAGGUGCUGUCUCUCUUUCUGAAGAACCCCUACAGCUGGCCUGCUCUGUGCCUGGUCCUUGUGGCCAAUGUCUUUGCCGUGGCCGCGUUCCAGGUGGAGAAGCUUCUGGCUGUGGGAGCCCUGACAGAGCAGGUGGGGCUGCUGCUGCACACGGCCAACCUGGCCAUCAUCCUCUGCUUCCCGGCUGCCGUGGCCUUCCUGCUCGAGUCCAUCACUCCAGUGGGCUCUGUGCUGGCGCUGCUGGUCUACACCGUCCUCUUCCUCAAGCUCUUCUCCUACCGACAAGUAAACCUGUGGUGCCGUGAGAGCAGGACACAGGGCAAGGCCAAGGCUGCUGCUGCCAGCAAGAAGGCCAAUGGGGGCAGUGCUCAGCACACCGUGGACUACCCUGACAACCUGAACUACCGAGACCUCUACUACUUCCUCUUCGCCCCCACCCUGUGCUACGAGCUCAACUUUCCCCGCUCCCCGCGCAUCCGGAAGCGUUUCCUGCUGAGGAGACUCCUGGAGAUGCUCUUCUUUACCCAGCUCCUGGUGGGGCUGAUCCAGCAGUGGAUGGUCCCCACCAUCCAGAACUCCAUGAAGCCUUUCAAGGACAUGGAUUACUCACGCAUCAUUGAGCGACUCCUGAAGCUGGCGAUCCCUAACCACCUCAUCUGGCUCAUCUUCUUCUACUGGCUGUUCCACUCGUGUCUUAAUGCCGUGGCUGAGCUUAUGCAGUUUGGAGACCGAGAGUUCUACCGGGACUGGUGGAACUCGGAAUCCGUCUUCUACUUCUGGCAGAACUGGAACAUCCCCGUACACAAGUGGUGUUCCAGACACUUCUACAAACCCAUGCUCCGCCGUGGCAGCAGCAAGUGGGUGGCACAGAUUGGAGUCUUCCUGGCUUCGGCCUUCUUCCACGAGUACCUGGUGAGCAUCCCGCUGCGCAUGUUCCGCCUGUGGGCCUUCACAGGCAUGAUGGCACAGAUCCCACUGGCCUGGAUAGUCAGCCGCUUCUUCCGGGGCAACUACGGCAACGCGGCUAUGUGGCUGACGCUUAUCAUUGGGCAGCCAGUGGCAGUGCUCAUGUAUGUCCAUGACUACUACGUGCUCAACUAUGAGGCCCCGGCCACGGGGGCCUGAGGCUCCUCCUCUUGGCCUGGCACAGCCUCUCUGCCCCUAUGGGGCGCCCUCCUAACCCUGUGAUGGCAGCUCGUCCUGGGGGAGGUGCCAAGGUCCUGGGAGUCGUGGCUGAUCCUUGCGAUGUAGCCACCGCGUCAAUAAA
Sorex fumeus (smoky shrew) is the source of this 1704-nucleotide messenger RNA. It is a transcript of the gene DGAT1, whose product is annotated as diacylglycerol O-acyltransferase 1. NCBI's taxonomy places the organism in Eukaryota, Metazoa, Chordata, Mammalia, Eulipotyphla, Soricidae. Bases 141 to 1562 code for a protein of 473 amino acids. The transcript is spliced from 17 exons. Gene Ontology annotation, molecular function: diacylglycerol O-acyltransferase activity. Gene Ontology annotation, cellular component: endoplasmic reticulum membrane. The record is from RefSeq and is a predicted model, not a curated record. Gene Ontology annotation, biological process: triglyceride biosynthetic process.